Nematostella vectensis (starlet sea anemone) is the source of this 2303-nucleotide messenger RNA. RefSeq names its product enoyl-CoA delta isomerase 1, mitochondrial. Gene Ontology annotation, biological process: fatty acid beta-oxidation. The transcript has 7 exons. The record is from RefSeq and is a predicted model, not a curated record. Gene Ontology annotation, cellular component: mitochondrion. The coding region runs from base 145 to 1089 and encodes 314 amino acids. Lineage: Eukaryota; Metazoa; Cnidaria; Anthozoa; Actiniaria; Edwardsiidae. Gene Ontology annotation, molecular function: enoyl-CoA hydratase activity.
CACUGUACUAUAUUCCAAGCAAGUUAAUUAAGAGCUGGUUGGACAAAUAACAGUUACGGUUUCGCGGGUAUAAAGGUUGGUUUCCAUAAUAUUUAAUCUGCCUUAGGUAUUGCAAAUCUGACUUAAAAAGGCCUGCUAGGGAGGAUGCAAAUAUGUCAGCACCCAGCUUGUUUGGACUACCUGUGGUUCUUUCUGUACUAUUGCCCAGUCCUUCCGGAACCAAAAUCCAAGAUGGCGGCAUCUAUAAGAACUACGGGAUCGUAUUUUCUUAGACAAACACGUCGUAUAAUCACAUGCAGAAAUAGAAAUAUCAGGGCAGCGUCUUCGUUAGUCAACGUCGAACACCAUUCUGAUGGCUAUGCGAUUAUGACGCUGUCCAGAAAACCUGUGAAUAGCUUCUCACUGGAGUUCCUGGAAGAAAUCCACGACACUUUGGAAGAUCUCGAGAGUAAUACAGAUUGCAGAGGACUUAUUGUGACCUCGAGCAUGCCAAAGGUGUUCUCAGCUGGCCUGGAUCUUGUCAAGGAGCUUUACAAGUCUGAUGAGAAGCGACUUUUUGUGUUUUGGCGUAGGUUUCAGGAUGUAUGGAUGCAGCUUUAUGGAUCACGCCUUGCUACAGUUGCUGCUGUGAAUGGGCAUGCUGUUGCCGGGGGAUGCCUAUUAGCUGCAGCGUGUGACUACCGGCUCAUGGCCGCCAACUUCACCAUAGGGAUGAAUGAGACUAUUGUGGGUAUUGCAAUGCCAUUUUGGAUUUCUCAAAACAUUGUUAAUCUUGUUGGGACUAGUACUGGAGAGCGCAUAUGUGCACUUGGUACAAUGCUCAGCGCUGAAGCGGCACAGAAAAUUGGACUGGUUGACCAUGUAGUUCCACAGGAGAAACUUAUGGCAGAAGCACAAAUAGAAAUAAACAAAUGGCUCCUUGUACCAGAGUCAGGCCGAGCUCUAACCAAACAGGUUUUACGACGGGACCUCAUCCAGAGAUUGCACAGCUUAAAAGAUGAAGAUGCUAAAAACUUUGCCAAGUAUAUCUUGCAAGACAAUACCCAGAAAUUACUGGAACAACAGAUUAAAAAGAUGACAAAGAAGUGAGCUAUUGAAGUCUCAAAAUACUGGGAGAGGGGGUACAAUACAGAGUCAUUAAGAAAACUUGGGGUAAGGGCGAGGCACAACCACACCCCUUCUGUUCAUUUCUGAAAAAACUGGGGGAGCACACGCAAGCCUGUAUGUAUGCUGCAUCACUCUUUACAGUAUGUAACUGGUAUAAAAGCAUUGAAGACUUUAAGAUUCAUUUCAAUGAACCUUAGAAACCCUGCUAUCCCAAGCUCUGACGUAAAACCAAACAUCAGGUUGAGUUCAAGGGGCAAUUCAGGGUUUGUGCAGUACUUUUAAAGAUUUAAAAAAAAUGGGGAAAACAACUGGUAAUAAGAGACCCUGCCCAAAGUCAUGUCUGUUUUUUGGUGGGAGGUCCUCUAACACUUUUAUUAAAAAGGAAGGUGGUGGAUAGCAAAGUCACCAAAUCCACACCCGGAUAACGUAAUGAUUCAAAGAAGCGCUUAGGGCACUAAUUAAAUUUUUGGGUCUUCAGGGAACUCUUAUUUGAUGAGCACUUAUUGGGGAGGGGGUGCUUAUUUCAUUUCCAAAAAAAUUCCAGCCUCUGAAUAUAUGGACAUAGCACGGGCAAACCAGAUGAAAUGUUCGUGUAUCGAAUAUUAUCUUUAAUUUAUUCACCGAAUGUAAUAAAGCCAAUUUCUUUAAGUUGUUGUCAUAGAUUGUUCUGGUUCCGUUUUAGGCAUGAUUCAAAACAGUUUAGGCGAUUUUCCACCCUCAUCUCAGUUCACCUCCUCCUGGAGAGGAGGUCAGCCGACAUGAGGGAGGGAAAAGCCUAAAUGGUUAUGAAUCACGUCCAAAAAUGGAUCCAGAACCAUCUACCACAACUUCAAGAAAUUGGCUUUAUUACAGGUUUAUUUGGUACACAAAUUACAGAAAAUAUUCGAUACACGAACAUUUCGUCUGGUUUGCCCGUGGACAUACAGUAGCUGUCAAAUCACCCGCAUUAGGCAGGUCUCAUUUUAGACAUUAUUAAAAGCCCACUUUUUUUAAGAAUAUUCAUUUGAAUGGAGUCACGCUAGGGCAAGUGUCUGUCAAAACUCUACCUUGCGAUAAAUAAAUUCAAAUAUAUAUUUUUUACAUUAUUUUUACACAACUUGUAAUUAUCUGUACAAUGUCAUUUAGUAGAAUCCUGUGAAUUUUACUCCUUUGACAUUUUGAAUAGUACUAAAAAUAAAAAAGCGUUAUCACAAUGA